UCAGCAGACGUGAGAGCCUCGAGUGGCAGACGUCUCGUUAGAGGUCCAUGAUUUAUAGUGAUCUGUUGGCAGCGCAGGCGAAAAUCUAAAGCCCGGGACUGGAUCGGGUUUAGCGGCUCAGACGACUUGAAGCAGACCCGAGUGAUAUAGUCUGCCGUUGGAUCCGUCCACACUGCACGCUCAACAUACAAGAAACAAACAAAAGAAAACAACAAAGGAAGAAAAAAAUACACUGGAUAAAUAAAUACAUACACUCUUUUAGCGGUGGACGUUGUUUCCAUUUAGCUAUUCUGUUAUUUAUAACAGAGAUGAACCAAUCGUUUACUAGCAAUUGUGUAGCAGACGAUAGACUUUAAAAAGUUGGAAUGGGAAAAAAAAAAUCAUGAAUGAAAAUUUAGGUAAGGUCGUGUGAAAUUAGAUUACCUGGUAAUUUAAAAAGUGUGCAAAAAAAUGAACGAUAAUAAUACAGCUAUUUAAAAAGCGGUUUAUGGAUUUCUGUGGUUUGAUUCUCAGUUCUAUGUUGUAAUGGAUGUUAAACUUAUUUGAACGUAGCCUAGUCACUUAAGAAGUGAAUACGAAUUGUGGUUAAAAUUAGUUCAAAGAAAUACUAUUUAAACAUAUCAACAUUUGUUUGGUGGUGAUGUUUGUUCUACAAGUUUGGAAUUCCUUGGAGCUCUGUAUAUUGAUCUGACCUACUUUGGAUAUUUUUUGUGUGGACUUUUUCAUCUCCUGUGAUCAAAACUGUGUCUACAUUUUGCAUGAUCUUGUGUUAUAACCUUAGCAAUUCUAGAUAGCCAACAAGGCCUGUUCUAUCUAAUCUUUUCCUCUGGUCUUAAACUGUGCAGUGGAGGAUAUGUAAUGCCGGCAAUCUGGAAACCUGGAUUUUUUAUACACAUUUGCGCUUUGAUACCUGAGCGGAGUGCUGCCUGCCCACGCUUCCCAGAGACAUUGGAUCAGACGAUGCCCAUGGCUUGAAGAGCCUCAUGGAAACACAAGCUUCGCGUGAAGUUGUUGUUACAGCUGGAUGCGAUGCUGCACGUUGCAGCGAACGUCUGGUCAUUGAAUACAUCGCUUAAAGUGACUAUCUGAUGGUCAGUUGAUGCUCGUCCCCUGGUGAUUUCAACUUUCAUGGACUACAUCGUCUUUUCUUUUUAACGAUUAAAAUGUUGACUUGACAGGCAUGUGUAAUAGACUUGGGAACCAGAUCUAAUAUCGUUCCACCUUGGUGACAUGCAGGGAUAUUUCAACUCCUUUUUGAAAAGGGGCUAACAAUGACCUUGACUUUCUCUUCUGAAACCAGAAGGUCAAAUAAAGCAUCACCAAAGUUAUGUUGCUACUAAAUAGAUCUACAUAUUCUUUCUGUGAAUUUUUUGAUGGAUUUCUGAUGUUUCUACUCAAGGCGCAUUUAAAAUAGAUGUACUUAAUUCUGUGGAUCUUGUGAUAUUUCUGAUGUCAUUCUCGGUGCCGUGUAGGGCAAAGAAGGUAGCGGUGAGAAUCGUACAGUUGGGAUUACAUUGUUGGAGUGAUGAUGGUGACAUCUUGGAGUAGCUGCUGCUGUUGUUGGUGGGCGAUGUGGUGUUGAUUGUUAGACGCUGAGUACCGGAUGUACCACUGACUAUGAGUGAGCCACAGUACAAGAUGACAAGGAGGAAGCAGUUUGCACCCAAACGUCUAAAAAGUACCAGCAAGACCGGAAGUAGUGAGCAGAGCAGCAACGAAGAUCAGCAAUUGGUUGAUUCCAGUCAUGUGACCCUUGACAGUGGAGCAGAGGAGGGCGACGAUGAUGGAGACACCACCUCCGAGGACGAGGCCAGCGCUGAAGGGUCGGUCCGCAGCCCUAAUGUUAAACAGGACGCUGUCAUUGGGGUGAGCAGCUCUGGGACUGUGGACGGCACAUCUGAAGUCGGACUGUGCGUAGAACAGCACUCCUUCGCUAAAGAGAAAGGGGAGAUUAUUCGAGACUUUAGGAACGAGGGUGGACAAUCGUCUGACAAACAACUAGAGGUGAUAAGUGGAUUGCAAUUAGAUGUGAAAGAAGUUGGCGCGUAUAAGAAAGGCGCCAGCAAGUAUAGCUUUACAUCUUGUUCGCCUCCGUUAAUUUCCCCCUCCAAACGAACAACCAAAGAACCACAAAUGACUCUUGUCAUGCCUAACAUGCCAUUGGCACUUCUUUCCAAGGGGAAAAACCCAAGUGCCCUGGACUCGAGCAUGUCGUUGUUCCCUUUGUCAUCCACCUCUAGCGUCACGGAUGACCAGCCACUUGACCUGUCAACAAAGCCAGAUAAGUUGGCCUCCCCUUCAUCCCGAAACAAAUCUUCCAAGGGCAGUGACUCGCUCCUUACUUCCCCCACGUCAAUACAUAACGGCUUUUCCAGUCUUCAAAGCCUGCAGCAGAGGUUCGGCGGUGACUUUCCUUUAGAGAUGAAACAGAAAUCCUCAGCAUCUGUGAUUCCCCUCCAGCCCAGUAUAAACCAUAAAUCAUCUCUUUUGUCCACUGCCCAGCCUACGCACAGUGAAUCCAUUGUAAGACCAUCAUCCUCUGCAAAAGUAAAGCCGACUGUUCACCCUGACUGGAUAGAAAGACAGGAGAUGAUGAAUUCAAAAGCUAUGACGUCAUCUCCGUUGCCGAAAGGGGAAAACUCGCGACAGGCCUCUCCUUCCCUGUCGGAUGAAUCCGGCAUAGAGUUAGGAAGCAAGCACACAAUCCACCGCUGCUCUUGUCAGAAAUCAUUCUCCACACUCUACGCUCUGAGCUUUCACUUGCAGGAAACUGGACACACACCUGGCUCCAGCAAAGCUGCUUCACUGAUGGAUUACCCAAAGCUUGUGCGAGGCCAGGACAUGUGGCUGAACCAAGAGUCCGAACAAACCAGACGAAUCCUUCGGUGUAUGCAGUGCGGUGAGUCUUUCAAAUCGUUGCCCUUACUCACUGUCCACAUGAUGCAGACUCAGCACUACACAAAGAUUGUAAGCUCUGACCACGGUCGACGCUCGCACAAGUGCUCCACAUACUGUGACCGCGAACUGGACAAAGAGUGCAUCUUCAAAUGUAAAGUGUGCCAUGAAGCAUUCACUGACAUGGAAGGGCUGGCCAAUCACAUGAUAGUGUCUGGCCACCACAAGAAGCAGUCUUCCCGUACCAAUUCUUUAACAAACCAAUCCACAUUCUCAGAAAGUGCUACCAACUUGAACUCUGCUGCCAGGCAGGGGCGACGGAAACGAUUUCUUCCAGAAGACACAAAUCCAUCAACUGUAGCCUCUUUGUUGGAGUACAGAAGGAAACAGUCAUGUGACAAUGGCAAAAUCAAUGGAUUCCACUCUGACCUCAAAAGUAAUUCCCACCUUAACGUGAAUAAUGACAGUCAGUCUCCAGAUCCAAGGAUUCUCAAACUGGUUCUGUGUGACAGUUGUGGUAAACGGGUGGAUGUUCUCGACUUCAACAGCCACAUUCGAGCCUGCCUCAAACAAAGGGAAGAGGUUAUAAAUGCUCUCAAAAACAAACUUGCCGCAGAGGAAGCUAUUCUGUCGAGGUCAGAGAGCAAGCUCUUACGCUCUGGUUUCAGUUUAGCUUCUAUGUCGAGGUUCCAUAAUGAUAGUAUUUUUUCCAGGCCAGGGACAGAGUCUCCUCCUGCACCUACAGAUCACAGACUCUUUGAAGAGAAAAUACAUUCUCAGGAAUUGGAGAGAAAGUCAGAGCCUUCAUCCCCAAGAGAUUCGGAGCCAACAACAGAUAUUAAGCCGAUCACCAAACAGGAGGAAACAAAUGCGGUUGAGAUCCCUCUUAAAAAAUGGCACAGUUCCAAUGGUGAUGGUUGUUGGCCAGUCAGCACGGAUGGUGCUAGUCCAUCUCCUGGCUCAAAAAACUGCAACACACCAGUGAAGCUUUCCUUUCUGUCCAAACAGGACAGGUUCAAAAGAGAUGAAUCUGAGGCAGACUUAGGGGCCAUGUCAAGUCUACAUUCUGGGAAGAAGAGAAAAUUAUCUGAAAUAGAAGACAACAUUCUUGACAAAGCAAGAGAGCUUGCCCAGAGGUCAUCUAAUUUGAUGCUGUAUGACAAGUCAGUUGAUUUCACAUCAUCAGCCUUACAUCAGCUGGAUAUGUUUUCUAGAGGUCUUAAGUUCUCUCCUCCGAGGCAGAACUUGUCCCCCGAUCACAAAACAAAUCACCAAAAGCUCAACAAAAGAAAGGAAAUGUCUAGUCAAAGUCUAAGCUCCAAGAAGGAGCUACCAAAGUCUCCAGCCCCUGUGGCAUCUCCAGCCUUGUCGACUCAUCACAAAAGUGCAUCUCCUGACCAAGCAAAGAAAGAGGUCACAUUUGACAUUAUUGAUCCCAACACCUUAGAAGACCAAGGUGAAGCGAAAUCUUCUGCACUGGAAGCCAUGGAAACGUUCAUCCAGAAAAGUUUUAGCUCCAAGUCAGACAUGCGCACAUCUAAUUUAGCAACAAUGUUCAGCCCAUUUAGAAACUGCUUUCCCCUACCUGCACAAGGUGGUGUGUUGCCAGCUCUAUCAGAUCCAACAAUGUCCCAGUUUGCCAAAUUCUCCAAGUUCUUUAGAAUGGUUCCAGGCAUGCCAUCAUUUACUGAUAUUGGCAGUGCUUCAGAUGCUACAAACAGAAACGUUAUGACUGAAUCAAGAACAUCUUCUAACCAGGAAAAAGCAGCAAGUUUGGGGAAAAAAACUGCCAACAAACCUUACUCAGUGAAUUCUGCCACCAAAAAUUCCUCGGGAGUCAAGAUUCCAAUGGAUAAUCUUUUAGGAAAUGUUAAUCAAGACACAUACUCAAGUUCCAAGAAAGGUAUAGAAGUUCAAAGUUCAAAGAAAUACAAAUACAGCAGCAUCAGUUCCUUAGACUUAUCUCAAAUAAAUACAAAGUUAAACUCCUUUCUCACUUCCACUGCAAGUUACAGUGCUUCCCCAACCAAUGCACUCAAUGAUCAACCAUCCUCAAAAGUAUCACAAGAGUGGGACUCACCGAAUGAAGACUUGAGGAAAAAAAGAAAGAAGGAGGUCCAGAUGGACGGAGCUAGUGACUCCAACAAGACUUACAUUAAGUGUGAAAACACUUCUGAAAGCGGCCAGUUGGAGGGAGUGAACAUCAAGGUUGAAAGAAUGUCUGAUGACGAGGAGGAGACGCGGAAGCCUGAAAGAAGUGACAUGCAGUUAGACCCUAGUUUUUUGUAUAAGCCAUCACCACAAGAAGUUAGUGAUAAAAGUUCCAGUCCUCCGGUGUCCGAACCAAGAGAAAUCCAGAGCAACAAACCUGCACUGAAAGUCCACGUGGAGCAGGAAAUGACAUCAAGUUGCCUUGGUAACAAUAAACCGACAAUGAAAAUGCCCAAUGUGGUGAAUGCGUCUAAAGAGACUGACAUUCCUAGUGCAGAACACAGUCCCGCGAUAGAGCCAGAAGAUGGCAAGCUGAAAGUUGACUCUACCAGGCUCAGAAAUGCCGACGAAGAGCUAGAUUCAGAAUCGAGUUCCUCUAACCUGAAUUUUACCGGUGACAUAUGCAAAAUAGACAAUCGAGCUGAAAAGCAAUUAUGUGAAAGCAAUACUCAUGGUGAUGAAACAUUGACGAAAGACGUGGCAAAGCCAAAGCGAGGCCUGGAACCUACGGACCACAUCCUAGACUCUAGAGCAGCUUGUAAAAAGAAGAAAGCUGUGACGGGAGAGAUACAAAUUAAAACAGAGGUCGAUACAUGCGCAGACACCAACGAGAGUGAUGGCGAUGAAGCCUCCGAGAGCUCUCCUAAGCUAUGCGUGGACACUUGUGCUAUCAAAGUUGAAAACAAUGAUCGCAGUGACUCUGAUUACGACAAGGAAUGCGACACUGCAGUAGCGCAGGCGAGGCUGAAUGAGAUGUCACGGCCAUCAAGUUGCGAAAGCAGUCGAGCACAGCCUUCUCCUUCUCUGCACGAGAGUAGCCGCGAUGUCUCUCCGGCCAGCAGCGGGCAUUCCGAGUCCAGGAAGAAGAGCACAAAAAGCAGCAAUAAGAAAUCGGCGUUGGACUCGCUAAGCUCCUUCGUGUACAGCCAACCACUGACCAGUGAGCACCCUUUGGACAGCCUGCAGCGGCUUUUGUCCACCAAUGAUUUGAUCCAUGCUGCCCAGGAAAAGCACAUAGCCACGAGCUCCCACAAAAGCUUGACCCCUGACCUGACAACUCCCCUUAACCUGACCGCAAGGAUUUCUACAAAUGGUGUUGGAAGCGGGGGUUGCAGCAGCGAUGAUAACGAUGAAGCUGACGCUGCUCUUGCCGAAGGAGGGGCCAGUGAAGGGGAGAUAAGUGAAUAUAAAUGCGCUGCCUGUAACCGCCGGUUUGCCUCCAAAGGUUCCUACCGCUACCACCUCAGCCGGUGCCAUCUUUCCAGUGUAAAAAAGUAUGGAAUUAAGGAGGCCUUUAACAUGAGCCCCUAUGUUUACCUGCCUCUGGACCAUACAGCCAAAUUUUCAAAGUAUUAUCAAUUGGCCCGUGAAUUAGCCAAUAAAGGAAAAUGACCUUCAAUUUAUCAGUAUACUUAAAACUAUGUAAAAAAAAAAUAUCCACACUGCCAUAAAAUCUUUUUCUUAUAUAUAAUUGCUUCCAUCUUAGCCAAUAUUUGUUUUGGAUUUUGUGUUCAUAUUUCCUGGAAUGGAUUUAACCACAUAGGUCAAGUUGACCAAGUCCCAUACAUUUGGUUUCCCACCUUCCUUUCUUUCAGAUCUACAAAUCAAUAACUACAGGAGUUUUUUUGUUUUAUAUGUACUGAAGUGAGUGAUAUUUCAUUAUUGGAUUACUUCAAAUGAUCAUAGAUCUGGAUUACUUCAAAUAAUCAUGUGCAAAGAUCUGGAUUAUUUCAGUUUGCUAUCAAGCUAUGUUGAACCCAAGUACAUACAGGCCUAAACAGACUUGAACUUGGGAGUCCAAUGAAUGGAUUCCCUUUUACUCUUAUAUUUCUUGUCACUUCUCUUUAUAAAUGUUUAGGAUUAUAAGAUAAUUAGCGCUACUAGAUGAUGUAGGUCACAUGCCAAACUUUUUUGGUUUAAGUUUCAUUUCCGUGUGUAAGUUGCUUUUCAUUUCUCACUCAACUAUUUGCAGAACUGGGAUAGGGACAACAAAAAGGAUGAAAAUCUCUUGAACAGGUUGAAAGAAUCUUCAUCUAAUUGACAGGAGACCCGGGAGUCUACAUAGACAUUUGAUAGUCACAAAUAGAAAUUAUAUUUUCUAAGUUUGUAUUGACACGUUAAGAUAAUUCAAAAUGUAACCAUAUUAAAUAUAAAUUGUAUUAGAUAAAUUGUAUAAGUAAGCGACGAUUUCAGUUAAGUCGCAUAUUAGAUGAACUUUAAUUUAUUGGAUUGUUCACUCUAUACUCAGUAGGUAUCCAUAUUGGAGAAUUGGGUCACAGAAGACGUGACUCAAAUUGUUAUGAUACUUUUAAUUGGUUCUUACUUAAACUUUAUUCCGGCCUAAUUACUAUUCAUUGUCUGGCAGCUGAAUUCAUAGUUAAGGUCAUUUUGUGGCAAAAAAUGUAGGUCAAAGCUGGGUCUUUAAAACCAUCCAAAAUACUGCACUCUUCCUAAAUCAGGGACACAAAGCAUCAAUGAAAACAUGUUCAACUUUAGUUGAGUCAAACUAAUUCUAAGGUUUAAUAAAUCUGAUGCUUGUCAAAAGUUCAUUUUGGUCAAUUUUGAUAAGGUAUUUCUAGAUGCUAGUUAAUUAGUAUUAAAAUUACAAAGCCUAUAUAAACUCACUUUUGUCUGUCUGUAUGGUAAAAAGUUUCUACACAUUAUUUCUCCCACACCCAUUCUUGAAUCAAGUUGAAACUGUGCACAAUUAUUCAUUGGCGUAGACAAUACACGAAUCAAUUAAAACGAAUAACCCACAAGUCAUUUAGUUAUUGGUAAUUAAUUAUUUUGUUUGAUAUCGAAUAAAGGAAAUAACGUCUACAUUUUAGAAAUGUAGUUAUAAGUGCUAAGUUCUUCCUCUUUAAAUCCCUUCCUUUGUCCACCCAGCGCGCUUUCCUUGUAUGAACUAGGUGUAAAAAAGGCAGUUUUUUUAUAUUUUGCUUGUUUCACAUAUUAGCUUGCAAACUCUUGGUGGGUGGGUAGAUAUUUCGAAAACGGCUUUACCGAUUUUUAAAAGAAAUAUGAGAGUUAAUGUUUAUAUUUGGAGAAAAAACAAUUACUUAGACCGUUGAAUGUUUCAGCAUCUUAAAAUUAAGUAUGGCCUACGUCUUUUUAUUUUGCACACGGCUUCAGUGGGAAUUCCCGCACUCGACUCAAAUGUUUGUAUUCUGUAAGGAACUCAAUAAAUGAUCAUUUUACGCUUAUGCAGAAAUUAAAAACCACACACCUUUAUAAGAUCAUUGUCUGGACUGUUAAUAGAAGGCUAUUUUUGCAAAGCUCACUGAAAGACUUCUCGCAUUUGUGAAGCAUUACAAGAUUAUAUAGAGAGAAUAAUAAAUUAUAGACCGCCAUUUUAAAAAAUACUUUUUAUUUUUAUUUUUACAAAUAGCCAAGACAAAUCAUGUAGAUUUAUUUCUAGUAUUAUUAUAAAUGUCUUAAAACACUGUAAUUUUAUAAACAUAUUUUAAUUAUGUAAUAGACAUUGUUUUGUUUUUUUAUUUUAGAUUUUUUUUUCGUAUAAAUGAUUUCAUGCACACACACACACACACACACACACACAAAAACUUUUAAGAAUCCAAUUCUGCUGCCUACAGCCCUCUCGCGAUGAGUGGUGGUACAACGUAGGAGUAGAAAAGGAAUCACUCGCCGGGUGGAGAGAGUCGUGACCUGACAAUUAACGUCUGUAAUAAUAGGAUCAUCUACUUUUCGUCGGGCCUCCAGUCAGGCUAAUGUCCUAUCCAUUGACCAAGAGUCAUAAUAGAACUUAAGCUAAGCUUUAAAUAGACACUCGUAAUAAAAAAUGUCGAUGUGGAGGCACAUUGCACUUUUACUACUUGCUCCAUGUUGGCCUAAAUUAGCACCCCCCCACACACACACACACACAGUGAUGUCGAUACACCAAGUCUGAUAGCCUUCUCCUCCUGCUUGAUUUUUCCUGGGAAAACAAAAAAAUGUUAGUGUUUCUAAUAUAGGCCUAAUGUUAACGUGAGAACGUCUCCAGCCCCCUCAUUAGUUUACUUCUUAUGAUUAACCUGUUUUAAUCCCCUCAGAUUUCCUGUCUAGUUAUUUCUCGUCUCUUUUCAAUUGACACCUCCUUAAAGCAUGACAUUUCUCGUAUUAAAUGCGAAGGACAUCGAAAUGUGCAGCUUUAUGGCGGGAAAUAUGUACAAUUUUAGAAGCGACUUUUGGUCACGUUAAAAACGUUCGUGUCUGGAGCUACUUCUGGUGGCUCUGUAUCCCUCGGCGAUUAGCGAAAUUAAAUGUUUUUUCAUCAUAAUGUCAGGCUUCUGUCCUGGGGGUCUCAAAGUGGGCGCUAGAGACCCCACUCUCCUCGACGACGUGGCUCUGUAAUGAUUCAAGGGGGACCGUAAACAUCUUGCAGGAGUGGCUGCAGAAGUGGGAGUGCGGAGCACAUCUCAAGGGAAAGGCGCUAAAUUAAGUACACUUUUUGAAUUUUAUUUUAUUCAAAAACAUUUUGAAAUGAUUAGGGCUAAAAAUACAUAUUUUUUAACAAAUUUUUUUGCUUCAUAGAAACAACAGACGUAGACGUCAUUGUUCUGUAUCUAAUAUAGGCCUACAUGCGUAUUGUCAUGCAUCGCUCUAGAAAUAGUUUAGUCUGAAUACACUGCUGACUAAAAGGGCCUAAGUCUUGUAGUGGUGAACACUGCUGACUAUAAGGGCCUAAGUCUUGUAGAGGUGAACCCUGCUGCCUAUAAGGGCCUAAGUCUUGUAGAGGUGAACACUUCUGACUAUGUGGGCCUAAGUCUUGUAGAGGUGAACACUGCUGCCUAUAAGGGCCUAAGUCUUGUAGAGGUGAACACUGCUGACUAAAAGGGCCUAAGUCUUGUAGAGUUGAACACUGCUGACUAUAAGGACCUAAGUCUUGUAGAGGUGAACACUGCUGCCUAUAAGGGCCUAAGUCUUGUAGAUGUGAACACUGCUGACUAAAAGGGCCUAAGUCUUGUAGAGGUGAACCCUGCUGACUAUAAGGGCCUAAGUCUUGUAGAAGUGAACCCUGCUGACUAUAAGGGCCUAAGUCUUGUAGAGGUGAACUUUACAUUUCUUCUUUGUUCGAAGUGUCAGUGUGCUCGUUGAAUGCACGUUUAUUAAAGUUAGGGUGCGCGGUGGCAAAGUGGUUAAGCACUUGGCUUCCAAACCUUGGGCCCUGGGUUCAGAUCUCGGUGAAUACUGGGUUUUCGUACCACAUGAAUUUUUAGGGCGCUCCUGAGUCCAGCCAACUCUAAUGGGUACCUGACUUAAGUUGGAGAAAUCAAUUUUCGUGGUUCUUACAGCUGAUCGCCAUGAUGUUCCGUCCUUCGACUGUGUCUCAUAAGAGGCCGAUUCCAUGUUUAAAACUAGCAAGGGAACAUUGUCCUUGAAUCUCUUCCUUUAUCCACCCUGCACGCUUUCCUCCUUUAACGUAAAGGAGUUGAUAUUCCUUCAUUCUGAAGACGUCAUCCGCUCACCAAAAUUAAGACUGCUUUUGGGUUGUGUGUAUACUUUCCAGGCAGGCUCUUUGUAUGAUUUCUGCGUCAGGUAUCUUGUCUUGCAACCUAACCUUCAAGAUUUCUCUGACACGUAGAGGAUUCAGGGGGGCAUGAAGUAACGUCGGGAGGAUUACAUCCUUAUAGACCCCUAGUUUCGUUCAUGUGGCGAUGCCUGGUCUGUCCCAGAUAUUUCUGGACAGUCUACCAUGGCAUGCUCUGGCCUUGACGAUUCGCGAGUCUAUUUCAUCAUCCAUGUUUUCGUUUUCAAGAGUUCUGCCAAGGAUGUUGAAGUUGUCCACUGCAUUUAUUUCAUGUCCAUUUAUUUUGAUGUUUGUGUCCCAAACUCCCGAGUAGACUUUUUCUGAACCUAACAUAUACCAGACUUCAGUCUUUGUAGUAAUUAUAGAGAGAUCGAGAUCUGUGCAUGCAUUGAGACUGUAUUGAUGAUGCUUUGCAGAGUGGGAAAAGUUUUUUUAAAAAGAUAGUUCAUCCUUUAGUUCUUUUAAUACAUACAUUUGUCUUCAUUCUGGAAAGCUGUUGUAGAAACUUUGGUGUUCAGGCUAGUUGAAAGAUCGAGUGGUUAUUUUAUCAGCUCGGUUGUCUUGCAAACGUGCAUCCCAGGGGCGGACUGGGUGUUGAAAUCGGCCCAGGCAUUUUUAUACAUUCGGCCCACAAAUCGUCAUAUGAUGGACAUCCAUUUCUAGGUUUACCUGGCCUAAAAAAAAUCAUUCUGUCAAGUUUGAUAAUGUAUUGAUAACUGAACGCAUGAUACAAUGAUAUUUUUUAAAGAAAUAUAGUAAGCCUUAUGUUGCUUUUUAAUCACUUAAAGUGUGGGUCCUAAAAGGAUGAAGCCUACUAGUAGCACUGUCUACGGAUGUAGACUAUUAAAUUAUUUCGGAAAAUGUGUUAGAUUAAAUUAGCGUUACACUGUAGAGUCUGUAAAAGGUUUCUUGUUUAAACACGACGCUCAGGAGGCUUUUUAUAACAGAAUAUUAUACAACUUUUUACAAUUUAAUGCAUUAUAUAGUGGCAUUCAUGAGACCCUGUAGGUGACCCUAACGGCCCAUUAGGGUACCGGCCCACCGGACAUUUGCCCGAAUGCCCAUAUUGCCAGUCCGCCCCUAGUGCAUCCUAGAGAAGUGAGGAACAAAUAUGUCGCUCAUCUGUUAUCUCUUCGUGUAGUACCCUAAGAAUCUUGAUGUUUAACUUUUUUGUUUUUUUGACAUAGCGCAUCGUUCAAGCUACAGUAUGUCCAGUGCUCUCUGGUCUAGUGUGGACCUUGAAACAGUCGUGCAUUCCAUAUACCAUCCAGUUGUUAUGGACGUAUCUAGUUUUUUAUUUUUUAAAAUGUGUUUUGGACACUAAAGAAAGAGUGCGGUAUUUCACAUGGCUUUACCUAGACUCAUUGGUUACCUAGGCCUACGGUAUGCCAUGUAUUAGAGAUUUUCAUCUUUGGCAGAAAAAAAAAACAACUACAUAUAGCUUUUUCGUGUAUGCGGUGAAAUAAAAAUGUUUAUUAGCUUUUUUUUUUUUUUUUUUUUUUUUGGUUAAGGUAUAUAAGCCUAACAAUAACAAUUUUUAGCACUUUUUAGGAUUGCAGAAUCAAAUUUAUAGCUCAUUUUUUGUUUUAAAUUUAUGCAAUGUGUUUUUAAAUUUAAUUGCAAUAUUGAAAUUUAGCGCCCAUGACAUGAUUUAGUUUAUCCUUAAAAUCCCCACUAGUCUGCUACUGCUACUGCUAUGCCUACUUAUUAUUUUUCUUUUCGUGACAGUUUAGAAAAUCUAUAGUUUGGCAGCAGUUUGUGUUGUAAUGGAAAAUUAAGCUAUAAGUUGAGAAGCAUUGUGGGUCUAAUAUUUUAUUGUACACAAAGCUAAAUAAAGUGUGAACAAUGCAAUUCGACUAGAUUACUCCUGACUCUAUUUAAAGAGCGACUCUAGAUCUAUUAGCCGCCUCGAGACGAAUUGUCACGAAUCAAAAUAGCAACGAAAAUGUUGCCAACUAAUGACAGAAACAUGCCAAGGAAAAAAACGGAAUCAUUUCAUUAGUUAAUUAUAAAUGUUGUUUACAAGUCAUAUGGUUGAGUGAAGUAAGCAAGUAGUUUGAACUAAGAGACGGUUUCGUUGUCUGCUACUCGAUUCUCCAGACAUAUCUCUGGUCUAUCUAGUCUCUAGUCUAUCUAGUCUCAAGUCUAUCGAGUCUAUCUGGUCUAUCUUGUCUAUCUGGUCUAUCUUGUCUAUCUCGUCUCUAGUCUGUCUUGUCUCUAGUCUAUCUUGUCUCUAGUCUAUCUUGUCUCUAGUCUAUUUUGUCUCUAGUCUAUCUAGUCUCUAUAUAGUCUAUCUUGUCUCUACACUCUAGUAUAUCUAGUCUCUAGUCUAUCUAGUCUCUAUAUAGUCUAUCUUGUCUCUACACUCUAGUAUAUCUAGUCUCUAGUCUAUCUAGUCUCUAUACAGUCUAUCUUGUCUCUAGUAGGUAUCUAGUCUAUUUAGUCUCUAUAUAGUCUAUCUUGUCUCUAGUAUAUCUGGUCUAUCUAGUCUCUAUCUACUCUAUCUAGUCUCUGGUCUAUCUAGUCUCUAUAUAGUCUAUCUUGUCUCUAGUAUAUCUAGUCUCUGUAUAGUCUAUCUUGUCUCUAGUAGGUAUCUAGUCUAUUUAGUCUCUAUAUAGUCUAUCUUGUCUCUAGUAGGUAUCUAGUCUAUUUAGUCUCUAUAUAGUCUAUCUUGUCUCUAGUAUAUCUGGUCUAUCUAGUCUCUAUCUACUCUAUCUAGUCUCUGGUCUAUCUAGUCUCUAUAUAGUCUAUCUUGUCUCUAGUAUAUCUGGUCUAUCUAGUCUCUAUCUACUCUAUCUAGUCUCUGGUCUAUCUAGUCUCUAUAUAGUCUACCUUGUCUCUAGUAUAUCUAGUCUCUAUAUAGUCUAUCUUGUCUCUAGUAUAUCUGGUCUAUCUAGUCUCUAUCUACUCUAUCUAGUCUCUGGUCUAUCUAGUCUCUAUAUAGUCUACCUUGUCUCUAGUAUAUCUAGUCUCUAUAUAGUCUAUCUAGUCUCUAUAUAGUCUAUCUUGUCUCUAGUAGGGCCUAUAUCUAGUCUACCUAGUCUCUAUAUAGUCUAUCUUGUCUAAUUGAUUUUGGAGGGAGAGGGGAUCGAGGUGGCAAAAAAAAUGGGGUCACGUGUCACCCUAGCUGACAUUAAUGUCAAUAAAGUUCAUUUGCUGUGACAGAACACUUAGCUCUGUGUAUUUAAUGACAAUAAAUAUGCGAGUUUGUGGGCGCGUUUCUCUCGUUUGAUACAAAAUUAGAUUUAGAAUUGUAGUGCAGAAAAAACAACAAGGCUCGUGCUUGCAUGUAGAGCUACCCCUUCGUUACAGUUACAAUAUUAAUCAAUCCUUUAGUUCUAAGACCAUCUUCAAACAGAUAAAAAUAGAGCGGAGUUGUUUUUUUUUUUUUAAUGUGAUAGAAGUGCUUUUAGCAAACUUUCCCUAGAUGGCUGAAGUUAGUCAAUAUUUGAUAUUUUGGAUUUUUGGCACAUCGGCACAAUUUAGGCCAUGUCGUGCCGAAGUUAGUCAAAAUAAACUAGAUCUAAUCAUUUGGACCAUAAGAAGUAGGUUAUCUAGGAUAGGGUAAUAGACCUAAUAGGAUAUCAGUGACUGUUUUAAAGGCCAGCCAUGUUUGUGAAUCAGCUGCCAGACUUGAGGAUUUGAUGACUAAAAUUCUUUGAAAUUUGUUCACCAGAAAUGCUUUUUUUUCUCAACUAUAUUUUGAAAUAAUUUGGUUCAAACCUCAUUUAGGUUUUUUUGUGUGUUAGCGCGCAUGUGGGUGUAUUUAUAUAAAGCGAUUGCAUAAGUUCACAGUUCAGUGUGUAAUUAAAUUGUACAGAAGUUGUGCCACAUUGUCAUGUCAUUUGUAGGAAUACACUUGAUACAUUUGAUGGCACUAAGUCCCACUGCUAAAUAUCAGCCAAAAACCAAGAAUAAACCUGAGUGCCAAGUAGUCAGCAAGUGUAGCAAAAAGAAAUACAAAAAAAAAAAAAAUAGAAGCGUAUCUGCAUUAGUAAAAUUUUCAUGAAGAGAACCAACCGUGAACCUUGCAGCACAAGCUAUGUUGAUUAUAGUUCUAUUGUCUCUUGAUUAUAACUUUUAUAAUCUUUUGAUUAUAACUUUAUAGUCUGAUGAUUAUAACUUUAUAGUCUGAUGAUUAUAACUUUAUAGUCUGUUGAUUAUAAGUUUUAUAUCAGUUGAUGAUAAACAUUAUAAUCUGUUGAUUAUAACUUGAUAACUCUAAGCAUGUUUAAUGUCCAGUGUUUGUUGGUAACCUGCAUUUAAAACUGUGAUUUUUUUCUUGUGGUUCUAUUGCCUGUCUGACAAUCUCUACCAUGUAAAUAUAAUUUAACUGGAUCUGCUUCAUAACUACAACAAACAUUAUAAUGUGGCCUACAGUUUUCUGUUUCUUCUAAGUACAUAUGUAUAAAGAUGAAUUUUUUGUUCUGUGUGAUCUACAAUUGUGCAUACUUUUUUUUUUUCAGUCUGUGCUUUUAUCAAAUAUUUAACCAUUAUGUGCUACCGUAGUAUUUUUUUUUUCUGUUGUUUUUUUUUUCUCCUUAAAUCCAUGGUGUAAUGCAAAUUGUAGAACCAAAGUCUUGUCCAUGCUUUUUUUUUCCCUAGAUUUUAUUUUCCAGAUCUAAAUCCAAGGCUUUUUCAUAUGGCUGGGUUGAAUGUUGCUAUUGUUGCUUGGUGGGACAUUUGAGUAUUCUGUGACAUUUGUCACAAUUAUUGAUGUCAAAGUUGGUGCUUGAUGGACCAGGUGCUCUUAUAGUUUUUUGCCCCUACUCACCAGUGGCUCUGAGGUGAAGGUGAGGUGUGUCCACAUUCCAUAACUAUCUCACUAAACACUUCUACACAAAUGAAGAAGACCCUACCCAAUUCCACAUUAAACUGUAAUGUUAAAAAUACAGAAAUGUCUGUUCUAAAAAAAAAUAAAUUCAAUUUUUUUUAAGCAUUCUCAGCUGAACUAGGACUCACCAGCAUAGGCAAAUACCUAGAGAUAGCCAUUUGUGUGUGGUCCUUAUUGAAAAGAUGGGAAUAAUGACAUUAAAAAUACAUAAAGGUGAGAGGGUUUUAUUUUAAUUUCAUUAGUACUGAAGACAAGAUUACAAUUGUACCCACAAGAACCAAUUAGUUUAUAUUUCAAAACCCAAAAAUGUUCCACUGGUGUAGUUCUAGUGGUCUAGUAUUACAACUUUUACCUUUAUUAAAGCCACUAUGUGUUUUGUUACCAGACGCUGUAAUAUACAUUUGAAAUCCUUAUGUUAUGUUUUGGUUGCAAAGUCCCAAAGUAACUCUCCAAUGUUGAUGCCCAUUCAUUAGUUUUAAUGCUGAUUUCUUUAUGUAUCCUAUAAAAUUAUAAUUUAAAAUUAUCUUAUACCCAGUAUUGUUUUUUUCACAGUUCUAAAAUAUUUUUUUUAUUUUUAACCAAACAGCUUUUAGCUUUUUAAUCAUCCACUUUGUUGACAUUGUAAAAGUUAGAUAUAUUUUUUAAUAUGUUAAUAUUUUAUUUAUAAUUUUUUUUAUUUUUCUGUCUAGGAUAAACAAGUAAAAUUAAAGCCUAAAACAAAUUGUUUGUAAUAAUUAGACAUUUUAUAGAAAAAUGUACUUAGAACCAAACAGGAGUCCCAAUAGCGUUUCUAAAGCUGCAAUAUUUUGACAUUUUUUGUGUCUGUAUUUCCAUAGCACUGAACAGUUGAAAUGAUCUUGUCAUAAAAUUUACAGUAGAGUGUUUUGUUCACACUAAUAUCAGUCCCACAUUGAUCAAAUGACCACAUUGUAUACCAAAGACAGAAAGUAACCACAUUUUUUAAACCACAGCAAGUUUCAAAAUAUUUAAGGUUUGUUUAGAAUGCAUGAAGAGCAAUAGACUUUAUAUUUUCUUUAAACUGUUCAAGUCAGUUUAUUGUCAUAAAAUCUCCAGAAAUUUUAUCAUUUGAUCUUUUUUGCCUCUUACAACAUAAAAUAAAAUUAUGUUUUUUUUUUAAAUUGAUUUUUCAUUGAAAGAAAAUAUUGAACAAACAGAAUAGAUAUUUAUUAACUAGUGAACUCUAUGGGGAGUAAGAUCUUUAGUGUUUCAGCAUAGAAGGUGCAUCUUGUAGCUAAUGUGACUCACAUCCUUUGCACAACUGCCAGCUUUUGUAAAUACUUUUGAGGUAUAUUGUUGCUAGUGAAAGUACACUGAUUUGAGUGAGAUCUGUUCCAGCUCUUCAGUAUGAGAGAUAGACAUGGACACCAUUGUUCCUUACAUUGCUAAGUGUUUACAUUUGUAUCCAUAGUUUUCAUCAACUGACCUAUGUCCAAACAUGUCCCAUCAAAAUGAGAUAUAUUACAUAUUUUAAGUUAUUCUGUUGUUUUUUUUAAAGAAAAGCUUGAAGUUGACAGGAUCAGAGUGUAACCCUUUCAUUAGCUCAGAAAUGAUUAGUUUGCAUCAGCUCCACUGCCCAUAUAACUAGGUCAUCAAGUGCGCCACUGCCCAUAUAACUAGGUCAUCAAGAGCUCCACUGCCCAUAUAACUAGGUCAUCAAGAGCUCCACUGCCCAUAUAACUAGGUCAUCAAGAGCUCCACUGCCCAUAUAACUAGGUCAUCAAGAGCUCUGCUGUCCAUGAUCCAUACCCUUCACACUUACAGAAAUAUUUAGCUAAAACUACCCAAUGAAAGGCUCAUGAUUCAAUGUGCUGGAAAUAUGUUUCCACAAUCUUUGCAAUUCAUGUUUUGAUUUUGUGCCUGUCUUCAUGCCAUUUCUUUCUAAAUUUCUAUUUUAUCAACAUAAUUUAACAACUUAUACAAUUUAUAUUCUCAAUUAGCAUUGUUUCAUAUUUAUAUAUAUAUAUCUACAUACUAUUCUACAUUUAUGUCAUUUUUCAACCCACAUUUUCUUUCCAAUUUCUUUGACAAUAUUUGAACAAAUUGUAUGAAAUAAAAAUGUAUGCCCUGCAAGCUUCAUUG
Messenger RNA from Biomphalaria glabrata, 17567 nucleotides. RefSeq lists its product as uncharacterized. Gene Ontology annotation, molecular function: DNA-binding transcription factor activity, RNA polymerase II-specific; DNA binding. Gene Ontology annotation, cellular component: nucleus. The transcript has 4 exons. The coding region runs from base 1618 to 6498 and encodes 1626 amino acids. The record is from RefSeq and is a predicted model, not a curated record. NCBI's taxonomy places the organism in Eukaryota, Metazoa, Mollusca, Gastropoda, Planorbidae. Gene Ontology annotation, biological process: regulation of transcription by RNA polymerase II.